Molecule: messenger RNA, 1739 nt
Organism: Cimex lectularius (bed bug)
Lineage: Eukaryota; Metazoa; Arthropoda; Insecta; Hemiptera; Cimicidae
Exons: 6
Coding region: 133-1605 (490 amino acids)
Source: RefSeq, a predicted model, not a curated record
CCGAGAGAGUGGUGAUAGUGGGAUCGACCUUGACACAGAAGAAGUGGCAAGUACCAGCCACUUUUCCAUUCUCGUCUUCAGUCGUCGGUACGUCUGGAAACGACGCGGAUAUCACUCCUCGGACCUCAUACAAUGGAUUACUUCUACGUGUUCAAUUUUCUAUUUUUGUUAAGUGCAGCUACCGUCAGUAGCACCGUGUUGGUCCCACCAUGGGGUGAUCCAACGCAAAAUCCGUGCGCUUUGAAGCCAAACGGUUGGCAACUACUUUAUUGGCCGGAAGAUGAAAAGUGUUACAAAAUUUUCCAAAAAGGAUAUCCAUGCUCAGAAACUAUGGAACUGGUACCGGGAAAGGGCGGUAAAGCCGAAUGUCAAUGUCCACCAGGAACGGCGCAAAGUCCACGUGAUGCAAUAUGUCACAAAAUAUUUACAAAGGGACCUUGUCAAGACAAUGAAUAUUUUGCUCCAGUCACUACAACUUCUAGGAGCAUACAACGGCAUAGGUGGGGAGCUUGUUUUCAAAUUGAAAACUGUGAAGCAGGCACUGUAUACUGGCCCAAGGAUGGAAAAUGUUAUCCCGAAUUCACAAAAGGACCCUGCUCUGAUGGUUUACUCUUGUUUUCCAAGGAAAAUUUGGGUCAAUGUUUAUGUGACAAUUCAACGAUGUUACAUUACUUUUGGAAUCAAAGCUCUACUUGCUAUGAACACUUCAUUCAAGGCCCUUGCAAAAAGGGACAAAUAUUUCUUCCAGGAGGUACAUGCGGAUGUGAAAAAACCCUAAAGGAAUAUUAUCCAGAAAAUGGUCUAUGCUACCCUAUAGGUUCGAAUGGUCCAUGUAAACAAGGACAUCAUUUUGUUCUGGGCAGAUCUAAAAGCGACCCUAAAACUCUGUAUGGAAGGUGUGCUUGUAAGGAAGGACAUAUACUUUGGGAGGAAGAUGGAAAUUGCUACAAGCCAUUUACUCGCGGCCCAUGUGCACCUGGUAAAAUGCUAGAAAUAAGUUACGAGGGCAAGGUUGCGAUGAAAUGUGUUCAGUUGCCAUGUUCUGCUGGAAAUCUUUAUUUCCAAGGCAAUAAAGGUUGUCAUAAAGUAGGAUCUCAGGGUCCAUGCCCUCCUGGACAAGUGGUACUUUAUCAAGACUCAUCAGCCGAACCUCUGGACAAUAUUUCAUAUCUUGGAGUCUGUGGAUGUCAAAGUAGAAAACUUGAUACCAGUUCCUUUUAUCCGACAUAUAGAGCUGAAGAGUUCUCUGAAAACGGGAAAUGUGCUGAAUCAAAAACCUUGACUGGAUUAUCAUCGAAUGAGUAUUCCGAGUUGAGAACCACCGAAGAUAAUUGUGGAUCAAGCCAUUUAUUGAUUCUUUGGCAUGAUCAAUCGUGCCAACAGCUGUAUACCCAGGGCCCUUGCAACGAAGGGGAAUGGGUUGUGCCCGACCGUGGUAAAGGGCAGAGGAAAGGCCGUGGUUGGAAAAUGGGAAAGUGCGAAUGCCGGCCUACGUACACUUUGGUCACUUCGAAAGCUGGAAAAAGCACUUGUCAACCACCAUCGGUGGAAUUGGCUAAAUUUCUAUCUUUACGAUUUAAAAAAUCACAAGAAAUCACAAAAUGAAAGCCAGAGUUUAAACUAUAAGCUUUAAUUAGAGAUUUACUCAAUAUACCAAAAAAAUCAUAGCUUAUGUUAUAGCUUUUUAUUUGAAAUAAAUUUUAAAAAUACUAAAUAUAUUAAAUUAUAUAGAGAUUGAC